Molecule: messenger RNA, 2047 nt
Organism: Populus nigra (black poplar)
Lineage: Eukaryota; Viridiplantae; Streptophyta; Magnoliopsida; Malpighiales; Salicaceae
Exons: 2
Coding region: 499-1851 (450 amino acids)
Source: RefSeq, a predicted model, not a curated record
AACACCCUUUUCACCGAAACAUCUCAACACGUGGCAUAUCUAAUCAUAUUUUUUCUCAAAACCCUCUUUCUCUACCUAAAACCUUGAUAUUCAAAGCUCUCUCUCUCUCUCCCCCACAGAGACAAGCUCCAUGUGGAUCACUAAAAAGAUUUAGAAAUUAUGGGUUUUUGAUAAAUAUUGGAGAUUAAGCCUGUAGGGUGAUUUUGGAUGAUUGGUGAUUAAUCUAAUGUGGAUUAGGUUGGUGGUGAACCUUCUUUUUUUGGCUGGUGAGAAAAUGGAAGAAAAUGGGAUUUUUCGGGGUUUUGUUUUCUUUGGCUGUUAAGUUUUUGAUAAUGGAAACUUGGUUUAGAUGAUCCAAGUGGUUAUUAGUGGAAUGAAUGAUUUCUUAAGCAUUGAAAUAUAUGGAAUUUGAGAUUGUGGUUCAUUUUCUGUUACUGAAUUUGCUGAGCCAUUGAAGAGAACAUCAGGAUUUUGGAAUUCAGGAAUAAGUGUGUUGACAUGGAUAAUUCGGGUUUGAGGGGUCGUUUUUUGUCUGAUUCAAGUGGUGGUUUGUUUGACCUCGAGUCACCGAUUCAUAGACACCAACAAUCUCAGUUAGGUCAUCCCUCACUAGCGCACCAACAUCAGAUGAAUGUAAUGGGUUGUUUUGAUAAUGAUCACCAACCAAGUGGGCUAAUGGAAAUGAAAGGUUCAACAUCAAAAGGAUAUUUGGUGAAUUUUGGUAAAGGAAGAGCUGCUAGUCCGUUUAACGGUGCACAUAGUGGCGAUGGGAGUGAAGAUGACGACCAGAGUUUUAUGGAAGAUGGGAAUGGUGAGAACUCUACUGGCGCUAAGGGCAAACAAGGGCCUCCAUGGCAGCGAAUGAAAUGGACAGAUAAUAUUGUUAGGCUUCUUAUUUCAGUGGUUGCUUGUGUGGGCGAUGACGAUACAUUUGAUGGUACGGGGGGGCUUAAGAGAAAAUCCGGGCUUGUGCAGAAGAAAGGUAAGUGGAAAACAGUGUCAAAGCUAAUGAUUGGCAAGGGGUGUCAUGUUUCGCCACAACAGUGCGAGGAUAAGUUCAAUGAUCUGAAUAAGAGGUACAAGAGGUUGAAUGAGAUUCUUGGGAGGGGGACUAGUUGUAGAGUUGUGGAGAACACCGCUCUUAUGGACUCAAUGCCUCAUCUUUCAGCUAAGGCGAAGGAUGAUGUCAGAAAGAUAUUGAGCUCGAAACAUUUGUUUUAUAAGGAAAUUUGUGCUUACCAUAACGGGCAAAGAAUACCCAAUUGCCAGGAUUUUGAUCUACAAGGUUGUUCAUUACCUCUUGAGAGGUGCUCAAAAGAUAUGAAUGGGUCAGGGUGGGAUGAAGUUGAGGGAAAUGAUGACAGUGAUGAUGAUGAAUCGAAUAAUGAAGCUGAUAAUAAUGCUGAUGAGAUGGGCCAGUUGUGUGAAAGGAUAGUGAAUGAAGAGCAUUCCCACCUUUGUUCUCAAUCAGGUAGGCAAAAUAGCUUUGGUGUUGAAAUGACAGCAAUUUUUCAAGACACUAAUGUAUCGCCAUGGGAGAGAAAGGAGUGGAUUAAGAAGCAGAGGUUGCAACUCCUAGAGCAAAGGGUCAACAUCAAGGCUCAAGCUUUUGAGCUUGAGAAACAACAGUUCAAGUGGUUGAGAUACUGCAGCAAGAAAGAUAAGGAGUUCGAGAGGUUGAGACUGGAGAAUGAGAGGUUGAGGCUGGAGAAUAGGCAGAGUGCAUUUCAACUGAGGCAGAAGCAACUGGAAAUGGAUUUGAGGAGUUCAGAACCAGCAUAUGACCCUACUUCCCUUGGUAUGGACAGAGUGCAAGGAAGCGAUCAAAUUGAUCUGGGCAGACAUCAUUAGCUUCUUUACAGAGGGAUUGACAGUUCACUCCUGGUAUCUUGUACGGCUAUCCCACAAUAUUUAUAGCAUCAUGUAAAUGAAAUUAACUAACAUCAUGUACCACAUAUAUUGUUUUAAAUUAACCUUAGGAGUGUUAGAGAAUUUCUUGUCUUUUGCUGUAAAGUGCAAAGCCUUUGUGCAACAGCUCUUUAUUGCU